GAGGACCUCCGGGAUUCCUAGAGAGGACUCGGAAGUGCUCUCGGCGGUGGGAUUGAUGGCUCGACCCCGUUGGACAGGGAAAGCUUGGACUUGCUUACUUCCGGCGAGGAAGUGUUGCGAAGUGUCGGCUUCGGUUUUCUCUCCGUUUGCGGGAAGAAACCUAUCUUCCCAAGCGUGGCUGCGGGAGCUUGGUCUGCAGGAGAGGUCCCCGGGACUGGUGCCUGGAGGAAAGGGGAUGGGCUUUGUGUCCAGACGGGGGUCCUGUCUCUAACCUUGACCUGCCCGGUUUCCGUGACUAUGGGGCCAGGGGCGCUUCUGAAGAAUCCAGGUCCAAAUCUGUACUUAUAACUGUGCUUCUCUUCGGGACUAAUGAAGUCUCCUCUUGGUCUGUCAUGCUCUUGUGUCAUGAAGGACAGGACCCGUUUUGGCCGUUGUAAUGUUUUUGACCCCUGUUUUGACUUAAGUUUGGCUUGUGGUAGAGAAAAGCAAAGACUGCGUCUGGACUAGUUAUAGGUUGCACACUAAUGGAAGUGCCCUUCAGAAGAUCUUAAAGGGCAGAAAACAGAUUUGAUCUGUGACAGCUAACCUGGAGAGACCUCCCUCUGAGUUGGAAUGAUAAUGACAGAGUCUGGGGAAGUUAUAGACUUAGACCCUCCAGCUGAGACUUCACAGGAGCAAGAAGACUUUCUCAUAGUGAAGGUGGAAGAAGAAGACUGCACGUGGAUGCAGGAGUACAAUCCUCCAGUGUUUGAGACUUUUUACCAGCGCUUCAGGCACUUCCAGUACCAUGAGGCCUCCGGCCCCCGGGAGGCCCUGAGCCAGCUCCGGGUGCUCUGCUGCGAGUGGCUGAGGCCCGAGCUGCACACCAAGGAGCAGAUCCUGGAGCUGCUGGUGCUGGAGCAGUUCCUGACCAUCCUCCCUGAAGAGUUCCAGGCCUGGGUGAGAGAACAUCACCCGGAGAGUGGAGAAGAGGCUGUGGCUGUGGUAGAAAAUAUUCAGAAAGAACUGGAGGAACGCAGACAACAGAUCGUGGUGUGUCCUGAAGUGCUUCCUCAGAAGAUGGUGCCACCUGGAGUUGUGCAGGAGUCCCUCAGCCACCAGCUCCUGUCUGCGGACCCCCAGUCUGAACAGGAGCCACAGAAGCCUCAUCUCCUGGAGGAAAAUGCCCUACCUGCUCUCCAAGUUCCUUCCCUUCCCCGGAAGGACAGCCAGGAGCUGACAGCCUCACUUCUCUCGGCUGGGUCCCAGAAGUUGGUGAAAAUUGAAGAUGUGGCUGAUGUGGCUGUAUCCUUCAUCCUGGAGGAAUGGGGACAUUUGGACCAGUCCCAGAAGUCCCUCUAUAGGGAUGACAGGAAGGAGAAUUAUGGGAGUAUUACUUCCAUGGAUUACGAAUCUGGGCAUGACAACGUGGAACUCGCUGUAAAGCCGAUUUCCGAUGACGCUGAACCCCACUGGAUGACAUCAGGAAGCCCUGAAAGAAAUGUUCCCCAGAGUCAAGGGUUUGGAGAAGUUAGUGACCUUCAUGGCAUGGUAGAGAGGUGGCAGGUAAACCCCGCAGUGGGGAAAUCAAGGCAGAACCCUUCCCAGAAAAGAGAUCUUGGUACCAUCACGGAUGUUAACCGUAAGCACAACACAAGUGGCGAGAGAGGUCACAAAUGUAACGAUUGUGGUAAAUUUUUCCUUCAAGCCUCAAACUUCAUUCAACAUCGGCGAAUCCAUACUGGAGAGAAACCGUUUAAGUGUGGUGAAUGUGGGAAAAGCUACAAUCAGCGGGUGCAUCUGACUCAGCACCAGCGAGUUCACACUGGUGAGAAACCCUACAAGUGUCAGGUGUGCGGAAAAACCUUCCGCGUGAGCUCACACCUCGUCCAGCAUCACAGUGUGCACAGCGGAGAGAGGCCAUACGGGUGUACCGAGUGCGGGAAAAACUUCGGUCGGCACUCCCAUCUGAUCGAGCACCUGAAACGCCACUUCAGAGAGAAAUCCCAAAGAUGCAGUGACAAAAGAAGUAAGAAUACAAAAUUGAAUGUCAAGAAGAAAAUUUCAGAAUUUUCAGAAGCCGAUGUGGAACUAUCAGGAAGAAUCCAAAGAACUGUUUCUCAAGGUCAAGAUUUUGGAGAAGGCCAUGAGCACCCAGGCAAGUUGGAUAGAAAGCAGGGAGUUCCUAUGAAAGAGAUACUAGGACAGCCCUCUUCAAAGAGGAUAAAUUUCAACGCAGUCACGUAUGUGCACAAAAAAUCAGCCACAGGAGAGAGACCACAUAAAUGUAAUGAAUGUGGAAAAAGCUUUAUUCAGAGUGCACAUCUGAUUCAACAUCAGCGAAUCCACACAGGGGAGAAGCCCUUUCGGUGUGACGAAUGUGGGAAAAGCUACAAUCAGCGGGUGCAUCUGACUCAGCACCAGCGAGUCCACACUGGUGAGAAACCCUAUACCUGUCACUUGUGUGGGAAGGCGUUUAGAGUGCGGUCCCAUCUUGUUCAGCAUCAGAGUGUGCACAGUGGGGAGAGACCCUUUAAGUGUAAUGAGUGCGGGAAAGGCUUUGGGAGGCGGUCCCACCUUGCGGGGCAUCUGAGACUCCACUCUAGAGAGAAAUCCCAUCAGUGUCAUGAGUGUGGAGAGAUCUUUUUUCAGUAUGUUAGCCUCAUUGAACAUCAGGUGCUCCAUAUGGGUCAGAGAAAUGAAAAAAAUGGCAUUUGUGAGGAAGCUUACAGUUGGAACCUGACAGUGAUUGAAGAUAAGAAGAUGGAGUUACAAGAGCAGCCUUAUAAGUGUGAUAUCUGUGGCAAAGCCUUUAGUUAUAGUUCAGACCUUAUCCAGCAUUACAGAACUCACACUGCAGAGAAAACCAAUAAAUGUGAUAUAUGUAGAGAAAGUGUUGGCCAGUGUUCCCACGUAAAACAACACCAAAAAACCUUCUCCAACAUGAAAUCGCAUCAAUGUAAUGAGUGUGGCAGAGGCUUCACUCUGAAGUCACAUCUUAAUCAGCAUCAGCGAAUCCAUACUGGUGAGAAGCCCUUUCAAUGUAAAGAAUGUGGAAUGAGUUUCAGUUGGAGUUGUAGCCUCUUCAAACAUCUGAGAAGUCACGAGAGGACAGAUCACCCAUAAAUACCUUAAGUGUAUAGAUGUUUCUGUUGUAGAACAGCUCUUACUCAAUUUUAGAGAAGCCUUCCUAAGAGAAACCCUCCUCCUAUAAUGAAUGUAAUAACAACUUCCAGCAUUCUCUCCAACGUAACCAUCAAACCUACAGAUAUGUUGAAAUCCUUCAGUUAGAACUUAGGAACACUGGAGAAUCCACAGUGAAUAGAUAUCUGUUUGCUUUCCCCAUCGAGAAAUGCUUCUUCAUGCUUAAGAAUCUAGAGAGCACCUAUGGAUGUGGUGGAUGAAGGAGAGCCUUCAGGUGGCACUCAUUCUUUGGUUGAAUCUCAGAACAUUGACACUGAGAAAAGCCUCACUAAUGCAGUAGAAAUAAGCUUUAUUUGUAGUUUCUGCCUUGUUUGACAGCUUAUUCAGGGAAGAGCACAGUGAAAGGAAGAGAGAACUCUUCAGCAUGAUACCUGUUUUGGUACCUCAGCAAUGAACCUUUUCUAGAAACGAUGAUCCCAGCCACUAGAAUGCUCCAGCUAUUGUUCCCAUCUUGAGUAUUAAAGCCUUUGAAAAGAAAUCGACUUAAGGUAUUUAUAUCCUGGCAAAAUCGGGGUUCAGAGACUGGAUGGUAUGUGUUUCCGUUGCAUUAUAUGGUCUCUAAUUUCUCCAUGGAGCGUUCUCUACCUUGUUUUCGUUUUGAUUCUAUGAGCAACAAAGUUGGCUAGUACCAAGAGGAGUUAAGCGUGUAAAUCCAGGAGAGAAACUGUUGGUCAGUCACAUCUUAAGGAGAAGAGAGAGGGACCUUGGGAACAGUGAAGAGAAAAUAGGCCAAACUGUGGGCUGGUUUUCAGUCCGUCACCCACAAGAAUGAGGGCAGCUGUGUUCAUGGAAGGAAUUAGACCAAGUUGAAUUAAGAAUCUUGGUCCAGGGAGGAUGUGUUAGCAACUCCCAGUGGCCCUGGAGAUAGACCUCCUCCACAGGAUAAUGGCGUAUAGAAUAAGUGUCAGUUUGGAUUGCAGUUGGAUUUGAAAGUAAACUGUAACCAGGAGCAGAAGGGUUCGUGUUCCGGUUAGUGCUGUCUUGUGGGAAGGCCGGGGGGAAAGAUGACAUGGGUAAGAGGGUCAAUUUGAGCCUCUUUUCUAGAGACAGGGAAAGAGUGCUUCUGGGAACUGAUUCUACUGACUGCUGGGCUUCCAAUAAACAAUAAAUACUUGUUGACUGUA
Messenger RNA from Callorhinus ursinus (northern fur seal), 4307 nucleotides. RefSeq names its product zinc finger with KRAB and SCAN domains 5 (gene ZKSCAN5). Lineage: Eukaryota; Metazoa; Chordata; Mammalia; Carnivora; Otariidae. Gene Ontology annotation, cellular component: nucleus. Gene Ontology annotation, biological process: regulation of transcription by RNA polymerase II. The record is from RefSeq and is a predicted model, not a curated record. Gene Ontology annotation, molecular function: DNA-binding transcription activator activity, RNA polymerase II-specific; RNA polymerase II cis-regulatory region sequence-specific DNA binding.